AUGGAUAAAACUCAGACAACUUUAGAUAAAAUUUGGAAUAAAAGUCAAGGUGCAACUUCAACACGACAUAUUUCUAGUCUAGUUGAUCAUGAAAUUGAAAUGAUUUUAACAGUAUCAUCUUCUUCAUCAACAGCUUCGUCGUCAGCAACAAAUCUACUUUCAUCAUGUACCAAUUCACCUUCAUCAUCAACAACAAUUCCAUCUUCAUCAUCAUCAUCAAUAAUUUCAUUACCAUCAUCACCUAUCUUAACAGCAGAAACAGAAAAUGCUCUUACCGAAAAUAUUAAUAAAAAUUCAAGUAAUAAGCCAAUACGUCUUUUAUCUAAUAAUUGCACUUUAUUAACAGGUAAUAAAGAUGUUGAGAAAAAAGAUUCGAAAUCAAUCCGAACAAAGCAUCGUGUACAGUAUUUACCGAAUUGGGAAAAAUAUCCAGAAUCUAAAUAUAAAACAUUUUUUUGA
Rotaria sp. Silwood1 is the source of this 459-nucleotide messenger RNA. The record is from the annotation of a GenBank genome assembly. NCBI's taxonomy places the organism in Eukaryota, Metazoa, Rotifera, Eurotatoria, Philodinida, Philodinidae.